This is a messenger RNA of Microthlaspi erraticum, 1254 nucleotides long. Lineage: Eukaryota; Viridiplantae; Streptophyta; Magnoliopsida; Brassicales; Brassicaceae. The record is from the annotation of a GenBank genome assembly.
AUGGGAGAGAGAAAUGACGACGAGGAUCAGAAGAUGGAGGAUAUAUUGUUGCCCGGGUUUAGGUUUCAUCCAACCGACGAAGAGCUCGUUAGCUUCUAUUUGAAGAGGAAGGUUCAACACAACCCUCUCUCCAUUGAGCUCAUAAGACAACUCGAUAUCUACAAAUACGACCCCUGGGAUCUUCCAAAGUUUGCGAUGACGGGUGAAAAAGAAUGGUACUUCUAUUGUCCAAGGGACAGGAAGUACAGGAACAGCUCGAGGCCUAACCGAGUUACUGGAGCCGGUUUUUGGAAAGCCACGGGAACGGACCGGCCUAUAUACGCGUCUGAAGGAAAUAAAUGUAUAGGUUUAAAGAAGUCAUUAGUUUUCUACAAAGGAAGAGCUGCGAAAGGAGUUAAGACUGAUUGGAUGAUGCAUGAGUUUCGUUUGCCUUCUCUCUCCGAACCAUCUCUUUCUUCAAAGAGGUUCUUUGAUUCUCCUGUCCCUCCCAACGAUUCAUGGGCUAUAUGCAGAAUCUUCAAAAAGACAAACACGACGACCCUAAGAGCUCUCUCUCACUCCUUUAUUUCCUCGUUACCACCAGAGAAAAGCAUCGAUACAAUGAUCGACCAAAAGCCAUCAAACGCAUCCCACUUCACUUCAGAAAAAACCCUCAAUACUAGCUCUCACUUCCAGUUUCACCAUGAGAAUAUGAACACUCCCAAAACUAGUGACAGCACAACUCCUCCUGUUGCCACUAUAACUCCCUUCUCUUACUUGGAUUACACUUCCUACGAUAAAUCCACCAACGUUUUCAAUCCGCUUUCAUAUUUAGACCAACAACACCUCACAAAUCUCUUUCUUGCCACACAAGAAACACAAACUCAGUUUCCCAUGCUCAUCUCGUCUAAUGAAAUCCCACCGUUUCUCCUAAACACGUCAACAGAUUCGACCUUCUUGGGAGAAUACACAAGCCAUAUCGACCUCAGUGCGGUGUUGGCCCAAGAGCAGUGUCCUGCCCUUGUAAGCCUACCACAGGACUAUAAGGAGAAAGGGCUUGAAGGAAAUGAGGAAAUGAAGAACAUGUGUGGUUCCAGUGAAGAUCAUCUUAGUCACUGUGGCACACUUCGGUUUGGUGAUUUAGCUUCAACACUUGAAGAGAACCAUUGUCACCAUUAUCAAGACGUGAAACAUAACACGACAUUGUUGGAGAGUUAUGAUUCAUCGUAUUCGUCCAUUAAUGGCGAAUUUCCCGCUUGUUUCUCCACUACUUGA